CUCUGGGCCAAUGAGAAACAGCGGGCGUGACCUUCCUGCGUGACUCUUUUCACCAUGUUUGACUUCACCCAAACCUGCUCUUUGGAAAUCUAGUUUUUCCUCCGAGAAGCCACAAACAGGAUUUGGUAUAUGUGAAGGGAGUUGCCGUGUAUGGUCAUAGUCGGGGUCGCAUUUUACUCCGUGGAUCGUUCUCCCAGGAUGCAGACAGGACUCCGGAGGCAAGGUGCAGGCCUGCUGUUUAUCUCAAAUCCACUGAUAAAGUUGUGACGGUUGGAGCUCAGUUAUCAGGCGCCACGCCUCCCAAGAGCCAUUAGGCAAAAACUAUCAUCUACUACCAGGAGAGGAGAUCAAGAAAACCAAAGAACUGCACAACAAAAGUGACCAAAGAGGCCAACAGUAACACCUCAUCAUGGCGCAAAUGACGCUCCAUCAAAGUGGGCAAGAUGGCAGGUCAGUUCUGGGCAUGGUAGCAGUGCAGGUGGAGAGGGACCCCAAGACGGGUACCACCGUUGUCCGGUCGGUGGCUCCCGUGUCUACAGAGAUUGGAGCCCCACUGGCAGAGACUGUCUUUGACGACGGCAGGAAAAGCAUCCAUGCAGUCGCAGGGCCAGGCUGUCCACCUUCGACGGAGGAGCUUGGACAGAUUUUAAGUGCCGUGGACGGGGUCGGAAUGAAAGUGAUGCUGGAUGAGGUCACAGUCACCCCAAAGAAAGCAGAAUCUCAAAGGAUUCCGGCCGAUGCCCAUAGAACUCCGGUCGGAGAAACACAGUGUGUAAUUUCCAAAGACCGUGAGAGUACCGGAACGGAGGAUGUCAACGCCACGGUGGUUCCAGACCCAACAGUAAAGGAGCUGAACAUGGAGGAUCGGGAUCUGGAGGAAAGCCCGAUCACCCUUGUGUUCCUGGGCUACACCAGCGAGAGCCAGCAAGAGCCGGACAUGCUCACUGCAGAGCGAGUGCUGAUCACUGAGGACGGGGACGAACAAAUCCUGGGACAACAGUCCGAGCAAGAGGCGGUAAAAGGGAGCAACAUGCGGCAGAACAUUCCUCCGAAGGAAAAAGAUCCAACGGCUCGAGUCCAGGAAGAUAACGGUGAAGAGUCAUCUCCAAUAAACACGAAAGAAGGAAAAGCCCCGUCCAAGCGCAAGACGUGUCAGUGUUGCUCGGUCAUGUAGGACAUCGUUAUACGUGGUCAGCCGUCAAGGGUGUACACCGUCAUUCGGCUAAAGCCGCCCGGGAUCGGCACCGGCUAGCUCGUGAUCCCAAACAGGAUAAAAACUGUACCAGGCUUGUGCAAAAGUCCAAAUUCCGAUUGAAUACCAUGAAUUUGAAUUGGAUUCGGAGUGAGGUUGCAAACAGGAAGUAAAAUUAGGUUGAAAAUUUGAAUUGAAGAAAGUACAAUUGAGAUUCCAGUUGAUUAGUUGUGUGUAUUCCAGAUAAUACUUUCAUAAUAUUCCCUACAUAACUGAUAUUUGAUACAAUUAGUAUUACUACGAACUAAGGUUGUACGGUAUACCGGUACUAGUAUAGUAUCGUGGUACUAAUGAAUCAACAACGGUACUCUACUCUCUUUGAAAAGUACCGGUUCCCCAUAUUUUUUUAAGAGCAGAAGAGCAUUUUCGGCAGCGCACACACACAGAGUACUUACAAGCAGAUACAGCGUGUAGACAGAAAAGGGAGAAUGGAUGCAUUUUGGCUUGAAAAAUAAAGAUAAAAGUGAAGUUAUAACACUAAACACCCUCAGGAAGAGGUGCUUUAAGACAUGGCUAGCUAGCUAGCAGCUAACAUCCAUUCGCAGUGUUUUAGCUACUUCUACAUAAAUAAUUCUCGCCGACAUGGCGACAAAAAAAGUAUGUUUCUUACAAUUACCAUUAUCACUGCAGGACAAGGAAUAACUAAACAUGCUUCACUACACACCGUAGGAGGAUACAAUAGCUCACUGGCUUCACGAUGUAAACAAAUGCCAUGGGUGGAUCUACACCUGAUAUCCAUUGUAAUGAUACCAAGUACAAUAGCGUAUCCAGUCAAUACUAUUAUAAUUACAUGAAUAAUUUUUACUGACACAAAAGUUUUUGUUAAAUUUUUUAAAUUUAUAAACUCAGGAAAUAUGUCCCUGGACACAUGAGGACUUUAAAUAUGACCAAUGUAUGAUACUAUAACUACUUGGUAUCAGAUCAAUACUUAAAUUUGUGGUAUCAUCCAAAACUAAUGUAAAGUAUCAAGCAACAGAAGAAUAAGUGAUGAUUACAUUUUAACAGAAGUGUAGAUAGAACAUGUUGAAACAGAAAGUAAGCAGAUAUUAACAGUAAAUGAAAAAGUAGAUAAUUAAUUUUUACAGAUUGUCCUUAAUAAUAGGUAGAUAAAUGACGCAAUAUGUUACUGCAUCUGUCAGCAGACUACAGUAAUUAGGAGCUUUUUUUUUUUUUUUUUUUUUACUUACGACUAAAAGACAAGUUGUAUUGUAUGUUCACUAUUUUAUUUAAGGACAAAAUCACAAUAACAAACAUGUUUAAUGUUCUGUAAAAAAUUUAAAAAAAAAAUAAAGCCAAUAGUGCCAUAUUUGGUGGUCCCAUUUACCAAAAUAUCAGGACAACCCUACUAUGAACCAUAUGUACACAUAUUUUAAUGGCAUGACAAUUAAGAAUCAGAACAUCUUCUAAACCAGGGGUCACCAACGCAGGGCCCGCGGGCACCAGGUAGCCCGUAAGGACCAGAUGAGUAGCCCGCUGGCCUGUUCGAAAAAUAGCUCAAAUAGCAGCCCUUACCAGUGAGCUGCCUCUAUUUUUUAAAUUGUAUUUAUUUACUAGCAAGCUGGUCUCGCUUUGCUAUACAUUUUUAAUUCCAAGAGAGACAAAACUCAAAUAGAAUUUGAAAAUCCAAGAAAAUAUUUUAAAGACUUGAUCUUCACUUGUUUAAAUAAAUUGAUUUAUUUUUUUUACUUUGCUUCUUAUAACUUUGAGAAAGACCAUUUUUUCGACAAAGAAUAUUUGUGAAAUAUUUCUUCUAACUUAUUAUGAUUAAAAUAAAAAAAAAAUAUUCUGGCAAAUCUAGAAAAUCUUUAGAAUCAAAUUUAAAUCUUAUUUCAAAGUCUUUAGAAUUUCUUUUAAAAUGUUUGUUCUGGAAAAUCUAGAAGAAAUAAUGAUUUGUCUUUGUUUGAAAUAUAGCCUGGUCCAAUUUGUUGUAUAUUCUAACAAAGCGCAGAUUGGAUUUUAUUAAAACCAUUUUAACCUAUUUAAAACAUGUCAUCAAAAUUCAAAAAUGUAUCCUAAUCAGGAAAAAUUACUAAUGAUGUUUCAUAAAUUAUUUUUUUUAAUUUUUUCAAAAAGAUUUGAAUUAGCUAGUUUUUAUCUUCUUUUUUUUCGGUUGAAUUUUGAAUUUUAAAAAGUUGAAAUUGAAGAUUAACUAUGUUUCCAAAUUUUAAUUUUAAUUUUUUUUCCUGUUUUCUCCUCUUUUAAACCGUUCAAUUAAGUGUGUUUUCAUCAUUUAUUCUCUACAAAUACCUUCCGUAAAAGGAAAAAAAAUGUACGACAUAAUGAAAGACAGAA
This is a messenger RNA of Nerophis ophidion (straightnose pipefish), 3544 nucleotides long. RefSeq names its product paralemmin-1-like. The record is from RefSeq and is a predicted model, not a curated record. NCBI's taxonomy places the organism in Eukaryota, Metazoa, Chordata, Actinopteri, Syngnathiformes, Syngnathidae. The transcript is spliced from 5 exons. Gene Ontology annotation, cellular component: membrane. The coding region runs from base 410 to 1174 and encodes 254 amino acids. Gene Ontology annotation, biological process: regulation of cell shape.